GAAAAUUCAUCGCGGUACAGAGCGUCUGUGAUUUUACUGCUCCGCUUUUCCGACGUUAAAACAGGCUGUAAAUAUGUGGAUUUCCAGUUAACGAGAGUCCGAUAGAGUUAACGUCGCCGGCCGUAAACAUGGAUAAUACAGAGUUGCUAUUUUUCGACACAUUUUCGCACGAUAUUUCCGAGGAAUUGAACUUGGAUCUAGUGCAAUUUCCCAAACCUGUGUACAUUAGUGAAGUGCGAAUAAUCCCUCUGGGGGCUCGUGUGCAAGCAGACUUUCCUGGUGGGGUUCGGCUUGGAGCCACAAACCCAUCCCAGUUUGAGAUUGAAUUUUUCGUCAAUGAUCUGAGCAAACCAGGUGCUUCAACUUUUGAGUCACUCGGUGGAUUGGAAUACAAACAAAAUGUCCACAUACAACUGGAAUGCGAUAGAAAGCAUUUGCCAACCGAUGGCUUGGUGUUGAGAGGCUGGUACACAACAAUAACCUUAGCUGUAUACGGUACACUCACCAAAUCACUCAGCAAUCCUCAGGAAGUACCUGUGGCAGCUCCACCUGCUCCUGCUCCUCCUGUUCCUGUGCCUGAAGAGGAGCCUGCACCAGUAACCAACAAUGUUCCAGCACCAGAGCCAGAGCCAGAGUGGUUUUAUGAAAACCAAGCGCAUCAAAAUACACUGGAAACAUGCCCAGUAGCCACGCCAUCGCCACCAGUGCAUGCAGUGCCAGUUGUCGAGCCUGCGAGAACUCCCUCUGCUGAGCCACCAAAGGUAGAGCAGCCUCAGCAGUGGAAGGAAGAAUCCUCACCAGUUAGUCACAAAACUGGCAAAAGGCCAUCCACACCUCCCACGGAGUCGCUCGUAUCUCUGAGUCCAGAAUCGAUUUCUGCCGAGGAAGAAGAUGGCGAGCGCGAGGAGGCAGUGGAAAGGUCAGAUGCAAUAGAGCCAUUUGAACCAAUUUUGUCUGAUGAGGACGUUAUGGCGGAUGACGAGCCACCUGUUGAUUUUGAAAUCGAGGCAGUGCAAAUCGACGAAAUGUAUGCGAUCAAUCCGCCGGAUCUCUUGGAACUGGAGAAACGCGAGCAGUUCUUCGAAGAUAAAAUGGACAGUAGUGUGAUCGAAAAACUGCAAGACAUAAUCGUAUCCUUAUCCAAGUCGGUCACGAAUUUCAGCAAUGCGUCAGGGCAGGAGAAGGAAACUUUUGUACAUAACUGCGAAAACCUGUGCGCGACGUUGGGAAAUUUCGAACUCUGUACGCAAGACUUCGAAAAUCUGUCGAACAUUGUCGACGCCGGACUGAACGUCGAGUUCGCCUGCUCGCAACCACAGCCAGCCUACAAAGUCCGACACGUGAAAGUCGGCGUCAGAUUAGCCGAGGCCCUGUGUCGGCUGUCGUCAGGCCCUGAAAUUCUCUUGAAAGUCAACGCACCGCAAAAGCUUCUGUCUCUAUGCAUGCGCGAGAACGUUGCCCUUCCGGUAAAAUUAGCAGCAAUCAGAGCAGUCGACGCGGCGUUGAUCAGUCCGAAAAUUGUGGAGGAAUUCCUCAAGGCAGAAAACGAAUUGUACAAACUAUCGCUGAUGAUGUUGGAUUCCGCCAAGCUGGCCAGGCUGAAAUACGCUCUGAGCUCUUUGUUGAGGAAAGUCCACGUCUACGAAUCCUUGUCAGAGUUGAAAGAACUAACUGAGCUGGAGAUUAUGGAGCUGACGAAUGCAUAUGCCUAUGCAACCACUUUGAUGGCUCAGCCCAAGCGUCAACUUCCCGCCAGUGCCCAAAUGGAGUUUGAAAGGGAACACAAUCGCAAUCCUCGCAAGCAUCUCAUUGCCUACUUCGAUCAUUGGAAGCUCGCAGGUCGUCUCCUUCUGGUUCUCUGCUCGCCCGAAUCCGACAACAAUUUGAUCAGAGCUUCCCGACAGUUUUUAUCGCUUCUUGCCGACACCAAAGAAGGACUGCUGUACCUCCUGAAAGAAGCAGAGGUAACGAAAUCUCUACUGAAGGUCCUUCGGUACAACGAGUGUGAUGGUAUAGGAUCGACCAUCGCCUGGAGACUCCAAAUCGUUCAAUGUCUGAUCGAAAUAGUGCACCAUCCAGACGACUGGACGGCGCUUAGGAAACUGCACUCGUUCCUGGUCUAUCCCGAAGGUGUACAAGCGAUAAUCAACGUUAUCCCAAUGGAGAACUUUAUAGACGUCCUGAUUCCUUGUCUCGGCAACAACAACCUCGCUGAAUUCGCGGCAGAGAUCAUCGCUACCGUUGUGCGUUACUCGAGCGAGGUGGCGAUAUUCCAAAGUCGUGCGGCAGAUCUGCUGGAAAAGUUUGCGAGCCAUUUCGUCCUGCGAGACGUCAUUCCACAUUUGAACGUAGCUGCUCAGAGUUCGAAUUGGAAUUAUGGCGACGUAACAACACUGGUUAGCAUAGUUAGAAAAAAUGCCGAGAGAGCUUCCACCCUUCCAGGUGAAUUGACGACAGCCUGCCGAAUACUCCACUACCUAGUCUUUCCUCCAAAUGACGACAUAGACCCUAUGGAGCCGUACGUCGAAUUGAAGCACAGAAAUGCCUUAACCCAGUUGUUUGCCGCGGACGGUCUCACAGCCCUAGUGAACGUAAUGACGAAUGUCGCCCAGUUCUACGAGCAGCCUCUACUCCAUCGAGCUGCUUUCAAAGGACGACGACGUUUAGUCUUGAUUUCGCUACUCGCGCCUUGUGUUAAGCUCACCAGAGCGAUCCUCGAGCGACUCGUCAAGUGUAUGGCAACUGAAUUUAAGGACCUUACCGCAGUUGUUCCGCUUCUCGGAGUUUACUGCCUGAUCGAGGCGAUGCCAUCGACGAACUCGACGCGAAUGUUGUCGAACGAGAUCAUCGAGACGCUUCUGGUGUUCACAAGAGCUGUAGAUCCUGAUGGUUCUGGAAACGUUGCCAAGUCUCUGUGGACGCAGAUGCUAGGCGAAGUGCUCAAAAUGGUGUCUUCGAAUCCAUGUAACUUUUUACCUGGACUGAAGCUGUUGGCCAGGUUGCUGCCUCCAAUUUUGACUCCCAAAGAAACCAGCUCACAGGAUAAGAUCAGGGCUUUAGGAUUCAGAAAAUUAUGGUCCGCGCAUUUGCAAGCUCAAGCGAACAGCCUUACGGAAACUCUUAGGCUGCUCUGUGCCAGUUGGAAUACAGAACUGUUGAUGCUGGUAUCGACAGUUUGCAAGCAACUGAGCGACUUGGCAGCACCGACUGCACUCCUCGUAGGUCGCUGUCUUUUAGAUGGUAUCCUCACAGCCAACCCCUUGGAGAAUAAUCUACCCAUCCUGGCUCUUCUAGCUGAUCUCACAAAACACGCUCCGAUGAAAGCGACUCUCCUCACUUUGACUAGUCCCGCGUCCAGGGCCCAGGUGAAAUCCGACCAGAAAUAUCCGCCCGUCAUUGAGAUGAUGUGCACAGCUCUGAAAAACACAAAUGAUCCAAACGUUCAGCGAGAACUCGUCGACAUAUUCGGAACGUUGUGCGAUUACAAGCUCAGUUUAGUGCAGGAAAGUGCCGAGUCUUUUGAGAAACAGUUGGCUCACUCGAUACCCAGCAAAGAGCCGCUGCUCGUCAUUAUCGCUGCGCUGAUUGAGAUUCUGGCGAGUGCGUCCAAGUAUUCUGCGGAUAUCGUAGAAACCACUCUGCACAUAUUAGUGACUUUGACAAGUCACAAUUAUGGACUUUAUCACGUAAAAAGUUGUUUGGAAAAUAAUCCUGACGCGUUAAGAAAUCUUCUCGACUAUGUUGCUCAAGCUGUUUCAGAAAAAGAAGAACAAGAAAAGGACAAGGAAUCCCUGCCAGAACAUGUUGUAAGUUUUCUAGAUAGUCUGAUCCACUGCAAAAAUCCUGAAAGAACUUUAUCCUUGCGAAUACCUCAACUAUCGAGCCUGAUAUCCUGGGAUAAGGAAAAUCAUCCUUUGACAAAAAUAAGUCAAGCCACAGAACUGGUAGAAGCGUUGCAAGUUGUCGAAGAAAAAGAAGAUAAAGAACCUCUUCCAGAAAUGCUUGAACCAUUGCUACUACCACCUGAAGCAUUGCUCAAUCAGUUUGCUCAGAGGUCCACUGCAACUGUGACCACUCAGAAAGAGAGAAUAAAAAAGUCUCUGCUAGAAAUUCAAAACGAAAAUACCGUCGAUUUACUAGCACUGGCCACGGAACUUUUACCCGCCGACUUUAAUCUGUUGGCCGAAGCUCAAAGGGUAUGUUCAAAAGUGCCUAUGCAUUAUACAAUGCAUAUGAAAGGCCAAGAGGAGCCCCAGGAUUCCAGGGAAGCUCAAAAACAAAUUAAUACACCGACUGCCAAGACAAAGCAACCUUUCGUUGCGCCAAUGCGGGGAAGAAGUCAGUAUUCUAAUUCAAUGCGAGGCAACUCUGGAGGCGGAGGUGUAGGAAGGGGUGCCGAUCCAUUCCGUUCUCGACCACCAAACACGUCUCGACCACCGUCCCUCCACGUAGAUGAUUUCGUAGCCCUAGAAACAUGCGGAGCGCAGCCAACCGGACCCACAGGCUACAACAAACUCAGCAUUCGAGGAUCAAGUCAGUCGAGGGGUGUGAUCGCUAGUUCGCGAAGUAGACCUUGGGUUCCCGAGACCCGACCCUCGUAUAUGCGCUAGCUCAUUUUCGUUAUUAGGCAAGAGAUAAUUUAAUAACUUUUUUUAUUCUGAAAAACGUUUUUGUAGAAAAACAACAUUUGUAUAUGAGUGAAAAUAAUAAUGUACAUAACAUAAUUAGUA
This is a messenger RNA of Nasonia vitripennis (jewel wasp), 4730 nucleotides long. It is a transcript of the gene vir, whose product is annotated as protein virilizer. The transcript has 8 exons. Bases 129 to 4610 code for a protein of 1493 amino acids. Gene Ontology annotation, molecular function: RNA binding. NCBI's taxonomy places the organism in Eukaryota, Metazoa, Arthropoda, Insecta, Hymenoptera, Pteromalidae. The record is from RefSeq and is a predicted model, not a curated record. Gene Ontology annotation, cellular component: RNA N6-methyladenosine methyltransferase complex.